AUGAGCCCUGGGUGGAGCUUAAGCUGGGGCUGGGCUAAAAAAGAGGUGAUUUGGUCAAUGGUUGGGGCUCAAACUACUGAACAAGGAGACUGCUCCAAAUUCAAAGGCAAUGUCCCACAUUGCUGCAAGAGGAAUCCCAAUGUGGUUGAUUUGCUCCCUGGCGUCCCAUACAAUCAGCAAAUUGCCAAUUGCUGCAAAGGCGGGGUCGUCUCCUCUUGGGGUCAGGACCCGUCCUCUGCCGUAUCGUCUUUCCAGGUCAGCGUUGGCCUUGCCGGGACUUCCAACAAGACCGUCAAGCUGCCCACUAAUUUCACCCUCCUUGCGCCUGGUCCCGGCUACACUUGCGGCCCAGCUAACAUUGUGCCGUCUACCGUGUUCUUAACUCCCGACAAGAGACGAAAAACCCAAGCAUUGAGUUAUUGUUGUGUUUCAUUCUCUUCUUUUUACAACAAUACAAUCACUCCUUGCCCAACUUGCUCUUGUGGAUGCCACAACAAGAAAGAUUGCAUUAGGAGUGACUCGGAGAAGUUGAAGAAAACGGGAAUAAACACCCCAAGAAAGGACAACGUGCCGUUGUUGCAAUGCACGCAUCAUAUGUGCCCGAUACGUGUCCAUUGGCACGUCAAAAUCAACUACAGAGAAUAUUGGCGUGUCAAGAUUGCGGUCACAAAUUUCAACUACCGACUCAACUACACGCAGUGGACGCUAGUCGCGCAACAUCCUAAUCUCAACAAUGUCACUCAAGUUUUCAGCUUCGAUUACAAACCACUCAUCCCUUACCAGUCAAUAAAUGAUACCGCCAUGUUUUACGGCAUGAAGUUUUAUAACGAUCUUUUAAUGGAAGCCGGACCAUCGGGCAAUGUUCAGACAGAGAUAUUAUUAAGGAAGGAUAAGGAUAAAUUUACACUCAGGCAUGGCUGGGCUUUUCCGAGGAAAAUUUACUUCAAUGGGGAUGAAUGUCGUCUUCCCCCUCCUGAUGCUUAUCCUACUUUACCAAACAUAGCACACAAAAAUACCAUGUUUCUUUCAAGAAUUGCAGGACUUAUGUCCUUGCUAAUUGUUUUUUUCGUGUGA
Molecule: messenger RNA, 1074 nt
Organism: Striga hermonthica
Lineage: Eukaryota; Viridiplantae; Streptophyta; Magnoliopsida; Lamiales; Orobanchaceae
Source: the annotation of a GenBank genome assembly